Messenger RNA from Trypanosoma brucei brucei TREU927, 2637 nucleotides. RefSeq lists its product as hypothetical. The record is from RefSeq and is a predicted model, not a curated record. Lineage: Eukaryota; Euglenozoa; Kinetoplastea; Trypanosomatida; Trypanosomatidae. The transcript has a single exon. Gene Ontology annotation, molecular function: mRNA binding; translation initiation factor activity; protein binding. Gene Ontology annotation, cellular component: eukaryotic translation initiation factor 4F complex. The coding region runs from base 1 to 2637 and encodes 878 amino acids.
AUGCGAACAACGGAGUCCAGUGCUAAACCUUCAACAAACAUCACUGAAGAGCGAAGUGAAGUAGAAGAGGCUAAAACUAAUGACAACAUCCCGAGAUGUAUUCCGUAUGACCCAGAGGGCACGGUGCUCGCCAUGCAGCGACUCCGGGAUGUCAAACACCGUUGCCCUGCAAAAAUUGCGAACUGCCUACAGAAGAUCAACAAAGAAAUCGCAGAGAAACUGACCAACGCAGGGGAAGCAUUGUCUGCCUCUCCCUCCACGUCUUUAUCAUCGGUUACUGUCGCCGGACCUGACGGACGCCAACGAACUGGACCCCCCGCACCUCUCGCUGCGCUUCCUGAGCCGUGGGAGGAUCGUUUGGAUGCUCCCAUCGCGGUGUCCAAUACGUUAGGAAGAAAGCGCGGUCUCUUUGGUGACGUAGAGCGGAAGGAACUUCACCAUCACGUGAUUUCUAUCCUCAAUCGCGUGGCCGGAGACGCGACUAAGUAUCGUGAGGUGAAGAAUGAAUUGUUACGGCUGCCAAUACCCGAGGCAAGCGAUGAAAUGCUGAAGAACAUUGUUAAUGUCUUCUUCAUGAAGGCUGUAAGAGAGCAGCAUUUCGCGAACCUCUACGCCGACCUUGUAGUGGAGUUGUGCAAGGUACCAGAGGGUCAACGGAUUGUAGGCAACAAGUCGCAGAGCCUUGAAUUUCGUAUGCGACAGCAGCUCCUUUCUCGAUGCCAGGAAGAGUUUCAGCGCUUAGAGGAGAAAAACAUAGAGACUGCUAACCAAGGUGGAGAGGACCGCAAUACACAGAGUGCGGAUGAGAGCUUUAAGGAGCGUAGGGACCGUGCAUGCGGUAUUGUGGCGUUCGUUGGCCAGCUUUUCUUGCGUCACAUUGUUACGGAGAAGGUAAUCAUGCAAAUUUUAACCACAACAACUGCGGGACACUAUGGAAGAGAAGGACUCGUUAUGCCGCCCCCAUACACACCAUCGGAGGGACAGAUGGAUGAGUUAGUUAAACUUCUAGGUAUUGUCGACUCGGCGUUCUUUGCCACGCCCCUUGGUUCUUCUAUGCUAGUAGUGUUUACCGAUAUCAUGGUGCAUUGGUCGCAGCAUCACCCUGUACUGCGUAUUAGACUGCUCCUGCUUUCCGUUGUUGAACGGCUCCAAAAAAAAAUAGGCGAGCAAAACGCUGCGGCGCAACAGCAGCGCCAACAACAACAACAACAACCGCCGGGUCAGACACGCCAGUCUGCGUUUGAGGGCAAACGCCCACCAAAUUCUGUUGGCGAUUCGCAGCGACCUGUUAGUCCCUCCAGUGGAGGUAACUCCCCGCUUAGUGUUUCGGGUGUUCCGGCAGCGGUUUCAGUAGCUGGCGUGGAGGUCGCGGCAAGGCCAAUCCAACCACCCCCUGCUGCCCGCAAUAGUUUAAUCCCCGCCCCGCGCAGUGCGGCGUCGCGCCAGAGUAGCAUUGUGGUUACGACCCCGCUUACUUCUACCGUGAGUACCUCCUUCGCAGUUAAGCAAGUGGCUACAACGGAAACUGUGGCAACUUACAUGCAUAACGUUACGCGGUGUGACUGCACCGUUGAUAUGGUCGUUGACGAAAUCGCCAACGCAUUUGAGAACGUCAUAAGUGUUGUUGUUGUGUGGACGGAGCGCUGUCUGACGGUUGUGAAGACGGCAAAGCAACGAGUUCUGUUUGGCCCUUUUCUUUGUUCCGUAGAGCGGCAGUGCGGGGGAACGUUGAAAGAGAAACUCCGCCAGGUGGCCAUGGAUGCUUUUCGUAAUGCUGUUCGGCAGAAGCUGUACGAGGAUUUAGCAAUCUUCAAGUAUUGGACAGAGAUGAUCUGCAGUGAUACAGCGCGAGAGGUGCUGGACGAAACCCUACUAAAUGAGGGUCUAGACUGUGUAAUGUCAUUUGAUCGAUCGGCCGUGAGGAUAUAUUUGCGCGACGUAGCCAUGCAAUUGCAGCAGCGGUCAUCUGGCCCACAGCGCGAACCAAGCCUCGAGAAGAAUGAUUUCAUUCGAUAUCGUCCAUUGCAGGUUAUUCACGCAAAUACCGCGGAGUCUGGAGUUGAGCCAAUACUGGCCUUAAUUGACUAUCCUGAUGUGCGAAAACAAUCCAUCGAGAUUGACUUAUAUUGCACAAUAGUGACUGACAAUCCACCCAAGAAUGUCCUAUUUGACUCCUUGGCGAGUUCUCCGUGUUUGGAGUCUCCAUUAGCUGCUGCAGAGGUUUUCAGUGCCCUGUUGCAUGCGUGGCUUAAGAGUGGCUUCGCGAAUUCCAUUCAAGAUCAUGUUGACAUAUGUUUACUUGCCGUCAACAACCGAGAUCGGGCUACGCGUGAGAUCCUUUUGCUGAUGGAACUCUAUUCUGUGCUGAAGAAUGUUGUUCCACCUUCGACGAGGUCGAUUGAAAUGGGAGAGAUUGCGUUGAAGGUGUUGAAAAAAGGACUUGUCACGGAGGAAACGAGGGUGCGCGCUUACAACUAUUUGGAGCCACUAGAAAGAAAUCCGCAUCACUUUAUUGGUAUACCACCCGGUUCUAUCGCACGUUCCGAAUUUGAAAGCAGCAAGCCGGUUAUCAGCACACUUAAGGAGAGGAAAUCUCACUCAGGCAAUGGUUCUUCGGGCGCUGUGAGGCGGGUUUAG